Molecule: messenger RNA, 934 nt
Organism: Aegilops tauschii subsp. strangulata
Lineage: Eukaryota; Viridiplantae; Streptophyta; Magnoliopsida; Poales; Poaceae
Biological process (GO): translation
Cellular component (GO): ribosome
Molecular function (GO): structural constituent of ribosome
Source: RefSeq, a predicted model, not a curated record
AGUGUCGCCUCGUGCCCUAGCGGAAAACAGCAGCAGGCGUUCCGCAUCUCAACCUACUCGCCGCCGCCCGCCGCCCGCCGCCGCUAAUCUCAUCAACGUCCGUUCGUCGGGGGAGGAGGAGAGGAGAAGAGAAGAGAUGAAGCCGGUGGUGGGGAUCGUGGUUUCGAACAAGAUGCAGAAGUCGGUGGUGGUGGCGGUGGACCGCCUCUUCCACAACAAGGUGUACAACCGCUACGUGAAGCGCACCUCCAAGUUCAUGGCGCACGACGAGGCCGAGACCUGCAACAUCGGCGACAGGGUUAGGCUGGAUCCUUCUAGGCCGUUGAGCAAGAACAAGCAUUGGAUUGUUGCUGAGGUUCUUCGCAGAGCUAAGAUGUAUGUUGCGCCGCCACCUGCGCCAAAAGCUUCUGGUGCUACAACUCAACAAACUGGUACCAAGUCAUCUGCCUGAAGAUCCUCAGAGCCCAACACAAAUGCCUGUUCUUUACUGACUGACGGCAUGUCCAGAGAACCAGCUCAUCCCACUGAAUAAGCAAUGAACGGCUGGUACAAAAUGGUGGUUUAUUUGGUGCUGAUCAUGUUCAGCUUGAUAGUUUAUUUGUUUGUGAUCCGAAACUUGGUGAUCGGGAGUUUUAGUUGGACCCUAUACAUUCGAGUUUGCCCCAGUAAAAUUCAUAGGGCAACUUAACCAUUUUCCUCAUAAUAGUCGUUCAUGCCGUGGUGGUGAUCAUGCCGGAGCUGGGGAGAGAGCUGCCGGCCAUUCGAUGUCACUGGUAGUGGUAGCUAGCUAGUGUGCUCAUUGUGGCUGUUGUUGCUGUCCACCGAUGACAUUAAAUUCCUGGCAGCAGAAUUUCAAGCUUGCUCUCUUGUGAAACGUUUGAUGAAUGUACCGCACGAAACCUGUCCACCGAAUAUAUGCUCUUGGUUAGAUCUA